This is a messenger RNA of Felis catus (domestic cat), 3338 nucleotides long. It is a transcript of the gene PCIF1, whose product is annotated as phosphorylated CTD interacting factor 1. The transcript is spliced from 18 exons. Gene Ontology annotation, cellular component: nucleus. The record is from RefSeq and is a predicted model, not a curated record. Lineage: Eukaryota; Metazoa; Chordata; Mammalia; Carnivora; Felidae. The coding region runs from base 859 to 3021 and encodes 720 amino acids. Gene Ontology annotation, molecular function: RNA polymerase II C-terminal domain binding; mRNA (2'-O-methyladenosine-N6-)-methyltransferase activity.
GCGCACACUCAGUCCGGCCCGGUUGGUGCACCUCCCACCUAGGUCCUCCAGCCCCAGCGGGUGUGCUCGCGGGGGAAACAGAGGCAGGGAGCGUGUUUGUGAGCUCGUUCCUUCCUCAGUUCACACCCCACGGCCCGCAAAGCUGCCCUGCCCUCCUGAGACCCGCAUGGAAUAGCAGGGAAGGACGGGAGGAAGGGAAGGGGCCGAAAGCAAGCAGGCUCUGAGGAGUCGGCCGGUUCUGCCACACUCAAGAUGGCGGCGCGGCAGCGGCGAGGUCCCUCAGAGGCGGUACCGGCGCAUGCGCAGCGCGGAGUCCCGGCCCGGGACACAAGAUGGCGGCAGCGGCGCUGGGGAGGGCGAGGCGGAGGCGGCAAAACGGGAGGUCGAGCAGAACGUGUAGCCGCGUCCCCUCCAGUCCGCUCCGGGCAGUUGCUGAUGCGAGGAGGUCCCUGGGCCCCCGUUCACUCCACUGCUGACCCGGCCACCCACCUGUGCUGAGCCUUCCUGCAGGCCUCCCCCUGCCUCUGUUGGACCCUGUGACGUGGGGGUCCACCUGGUUGGAGAAGAAAACCCUCUCAUGCUAGCAUUGCAGACCCCAGAGGGUGAGAAAAAGAGGGACCUUGUCCAGCCUUGAGACCUGUGGGCUCAGCCCCAAGGCAUCGGGAAUCCCUCCUACCCAGAGAAUCAAGCUUUUUCUCCCCUUGACAUCUAUGACUGAGUGUACAAUAAAAUUAAUGUCCCAGUGAUUCCUAUGAUGUCGUCAACAGCCAAUCAGAGCUUCUGAUCAGCAUGAGAUAAUCAGUGUGACCACAAGGAGUUGAUAAAAUGUCAGCAAGCAAAGAUAACUGAUGGUUAAACAUGGCUUCGUGCUCUUUUUGUGGGUCCGGUGUGGGUGCGGAGAUGGCCAAUGAGAAUCACGGCAGCCCCCGGGAGGAAGCGUCCCUGCUGAGUCACUCCCCGGGCACCUCCAAUCAGAGCCAGCCCUGUUCUCCAAAGCCCAUCCGCCUGGUGCAGGACCUCCCAGAGGAGCUGGUGCACGCGGGCUGGGAGAAGUGCUGGAGCAGGAGGGAGAACCGUCCCUACUACUUCAACCGAUUUACCAACCAGUCCCUGUGGGAGAUGCCUGUGCUGGGCCAACAUGACGUGAUUUCGGACCCUUUGGGGCUGAAUGCGACCCCACUGCCCCAAGACUCCAGUUUGGUGGAAACCCCCCCGGCUGAGAACAAGCCCCGAAAGCGGCAGCUCUCGGAAGAGCAGCCAAGCGGCAAUGGUGUGAAGAAGCCCAAGAUUGAAAUCCCUGUGACACCCACGGGCCCAUCGGUGCCUAGCUCCCCCAGUAUCCCAGGAACCCCAACACUGAAGAUGUGGGGAACAUCCCCUGAAGAUAAACAGCAGGCGGCUCUCCUCCGGCCCACCGAUGCCCCAAGGGUGUACUGGGAUCUGGACAUCCAGACCAACGCGGUCAUCAAGCACCGGGGGCCUUCAGAGGUGCUGCCCCCGCACCCCGAGGUGGAGCUGCUGCGCUCCCAGCUCAUCCUCAAGCUUCGGCAGCACUAUCGGGAGCUGUGCCAGCAGCGAGAGGGCAUCGAGCCCCCUCGAGAAUCCUUCAACCGCUGGAUGCUGGAGCGCAAGGUCGUGGACAAAGGCUCUGACCCCCUGUUGCCGAGCAACUGUGAACCGGUCGUGUCGCCCUCCAUGUUUCGCGAAAUCAUGAAUGACAUUCCCAUCAGGUUAUCCCGAAUCAAGUUCCGGGAGGAAGCCAAGCGCCUGCUCUUUAAAUAUGCAGAGGCUGCUAGGCGGCUCAUCGAAUCCAGGAGUGCGUCCCCCGACAGCAGGAAGGUGGUCAAAUGGAACGUGGAGGACACCUUCAGCUGGCUGCGGAAGGACCACUCUGCCUCUAAGGAGGACUACAUGGACCGCCUGGAGCAUCUGCGGAGGCAGUGUGGCCCCCACGUCUCCGCCGCGGCCAAGGACUCCGUGGAGGGCAUCUGCAGUAAGAUCUACCACAUCUCCCUGGAGUAUGUCAAACGGAUCCGAGAGAAACACCUGGCCAUCCUCAAGGAAAACAACAUCCCAGAGGAGGUGGAGGCCCCAGAAGUGGAGCCCCGCCUGGUGUACUGUUACCCGGUCCGGCUGGCCGUGUCUGCGCCCCCCAUGCCCAGCGUGGAGAUGCAUAUGGAGAAUAACGUGGUCUGCAUCCGGUAUAAGGGGGAGAUGGUCAAGGUCAGCCGCAACUACUUCAGCAAGCUGUGGCUGCUUUACCGCUACAGCUGCAUUGACGACUCUGCCUUUGAGCGGUUCCUGCCCCGAGUCUGGUGUCUUCUCCGACGGUACCAGAUGAUGUUUGGCGUGGGCCUCUACGAGGGGACAGGCCUGCAGGGAUCGCUGCCCGUGCACGUCUUUGAGGCCCUCCACCGGCUCUUCAGUGUCAGCUUUGAGUGCUUCGCCUCGCCCCUCAACUGCUACUUCCGCCAGUACUGCUCUGCCUUCCCAGACACAGAUGGCUACUUCGGCUCCCGCGGGCCCUGCCUGGAUUUUUCCCCGCUGAGUGGUUCCUUUGAGGCCAACCCUCCGUUCUGCGAGGAACUCAUGGAUGCCAUGGUCUCUCACUUUGAGAAACUGCUCGAGAGCUCCCCGGAGCCCCUGUCCUUCAUCGUGUUUAUCCCGGAGUGGCGAGAACCCCCCACACCGGCGCUCACCCGCAUGGAGCAGAGCCGCUUCAAACGCCACCAGCUGGUCCUGCCUGCCUUUGAGCACGAGUACCGCAGUGGCUCCCAGCACGUCUGCAAGAAGGAGGAAAUGCACUACAAGGCCGUCCACAACACGGCCGUGCUCUUCCUACAGAACGACCCUGGCUUUGCCAAGUGGGGGCCGACGCCCGAGCGGCUGCAGGAGCUGAGCACCGCCUACCGGCAGUCAGGCCGCAGCCACGGCUCCAGUUCCUCGUCGUCUUCCUCCGAGAACAAGGACCGGGACUCUGGCCGCGAGCAGGGCCCCAGCCGCGAGCCUCACCCCACUUAACACAUCCUGCGGGGAGGAGGAGCCCCAGGGUGCUGGUACGGACUGCUGGGACUUGGGCCUCUUGGGGCUGAGCAGACCCCAGGACCCUCCCCCUGAGGUGGCAGCAGGGCUCAGGCUGCCAGUGACAUAGGAAGAUUAUGGCUCUGCCAGGGCUCCCCCUCCCUGCCCGAUCCCCUGACUCCUCACCUCAAACUUGCUCCAGCUCCCGUGUAAAUAGGCCCCAUCCCUUCCCUUCCUACCCACCCCCACCCCCUCACCCAUACCGUCUUAUUGCCACCUCGUUUCAUUUGUAAAAGGAAAUACAGAAGCCUCCCUAA